Messenger RNA from Aspergillus steynii IBT 23096, 1047 nucleotides. Its product is annotated as asparaginase. The transcript has a single exon. The record is from RefSeq and is a predicted model, not a curated record. Bases 1 to 1047 code for a protein of 348 amino acids. Lineage: Eukaryota; Fungi; Ascomycota; Eurotiomycetes; Eurotiales; Aspergillaceae.
AUGCAAGAACCCACAGACCACGUCGUCACAUACCGCGGAGAAGUCGUCGAAAACAGACACCAAGUCCACGCCGCAAUUACAGACGCCACCGGCAGGCUCCUCUACGCCGUCGGUGAUCCCACACGCCUAACGCUGGCGCGAUCAGCCGCAAAACCCGCCCAAGCGCUCGCGGUGCUCGAGACCGGCGGACUCGAGCAAUGCGGCUUUAACGACGCCGAUCUAGCAUUGGUGUGUGCGUCACACAGCAGCGAGGACAAACACAUCUCCCGGGCCCUGGCCAUGCUAGCCAAGAUCCCCGCUGCCGAGACGGACCUGCGAUGUGGCGGCCACCCUGCGGUGUCGGAGGCGGUGAAUAGGGAAUGGAUUAAGCGGGAUUAUACACCGACAGGCGUGUGUAAUAACUGCUCGGGGAAGCAUGCUGGGAUGCUGGCUGGUGCCAAGGCCAUCGGUGCUGGCUUCGAGGGGUAUCAUCUGCCGACUCAUCCGAUGCAGGUGCGGGUUAAGCGUGUGGUUCAGGAGCUGAGUGGGCUGGACGAAAACGAAGUGAAAUGGAGUAUUGAUGGAUGUAACCUCCCUGCGCCAGCGCUUCCUCUGCAUAACCUGGCCAGGAUCUAUGCUACGAUUGCGGCAGCGACGGACGCGACGUCUGUGAGAACGAAGGCUCUAGCGCAGAUAUUCCGGGCGAUGGCGGGUCAUCCAGACCUGGUCGGUGGCGAGGGGCGAUUCUGCACCAAGCUCAUGGAAGCAUUCCAAGGUGGUCUUAUUGGCAAGCUCGGUGCAGAUGGUUGCUAUGGAAUAGGUAUACAGGCUUCAGAAUCAACUAGACGGCUGGGCGUGGAGGGUGCCAUUGGAAUCGCCGUCAAAAUUGAAGACGGCAACAUUGGAAUCCUCUACUCAGCUGUGGUGGAAAUACUUGAGCAGCUUCAAAUCGGAACGGCAGACAUGCGUCAUGGGCUUGCAUGCUUCUACAGACCCCGAGUAUUGAAUACUGCCGGUGUUGUUACGGGCCAGACAUCGAAUUUGUUCAGAAUUCGCGCUGUGCGAUGA